AUGUCAACAAAAUCAAAGGAUAUUGAUCAGAAGGAACAGGAGGAUGAUGAAAUGGAUGGACAUCCAGAUAACUUGGAUCAGAACACUAUGGAGGGCGGUCAAGGAUCAACUAGAUUGAUACUUAGUAUUGAUGGUGGAGGUAUGCGUGGUCUUAUUGCCCUCCAACUAAUAAGAUACCUUCAUGAUCAUCUUGGUAUUGACUUGGUCGAGAAGGCUGACUUGGUCGGAGGUACAUCCACUGGCGCAUUGCUCACAUUCGCCAAGAUCAAGGGAUUGUCCUACCAAGAGAUUGAAGACACCUACAAGAGUAUGGGUAAGAUUAUAUUCGGUGGAUUCUUCAAGAAGAUGCUCAACUUUGCAAGAUACCUAUGCUUUGGUGACAUGGCUGCCUAUGAGAAUGAGCUUCAACGAAUCUUUGGUGAUGGACUCAUGGGCAACUUCCAUCAAGAUCACAAGAUGUUCUUGCUUACAUCCAGUCUGGCAAAGGAUGAUAUCAACUACAUCACAACAAUCAUUUCAAACUACAACUCCAAGGACAAGGACAUCAAGCUGGUCCAGGGGAUGAGGGCAACAUCAGCCGCGCCACCAUACUUCUCUUCAACACAAUUUGACAACAAACGAUUCGUGGACGGUGGCAUCCUGGCCAACAACCCAAUAGUCAAGGCCAAGCAAGAGGCAGACAACAUGUACAAAAUAGGCACCAAGUUGAUCUUUGUCUCAGUGGGCACAGGCCACGUAUUGAAUCGUGCCACAUCAGACGACAGCUCAAUGUCCUUGGCCAACACGCUGGUCAACUGCAUCGCCAACUCACACUCAAUACACAAGGACUUCAAACAAGCGGUUGACAAUAAUCCAUACAUCAGUUAUCAUCGCUUUGACGUCCUACUCGAUCGUCACAUUGGACUGGACGAUCAUAGUGAGGCAGCCUACAAAGCGAUGGACCAGGUUGUCAAGGAGUACCUGGCUGAUGACAAGACAAAGGAGAAGAUGGACAACCUCAAGAAGGACCUUGAAGAGAUGAUACAACCAGGCACAACUCAAGCCUGA
Messenger RNA from Acytostelium subglobosum LB1, 1047 nucleotides. RefSeq lists its product as hypothetical. NCBI's taxonomy places the organism in Eukaryota, Evosea, Eumycetozoa, Acytosteliales, Acytosteliaceae. Gene Ontology annotation, biological process: arachidonate metabolic process. The record is from RefSeq and is a predicted model, not a curated record. Gene Ontology annotation, cellular component: membrane. The transcript has a single exon. Bases 1 to 1047 code for a protein of 348 amino acids.